AUGUUAAGUUUUUUGAUUGACUGCAGCGAAGACAAAACUGAUCUCACAUCGCUUCUUCUACUGUCACGGUUGCUGAAUGAUGAACAAAAGGAAAGGGAGGCACCAAGUGAGGGUCCGGCUGGAAAUGUUUUAGAGGCAUCCAUUAAAGACAAGGAGAAAGGAAGUGGUGCAUCUUUAGAUGAAGGAACCGCGACACAAAAAGAAAGCGGUGUUGAGGGAGGAGUGUCGACGGCAAAGAAAAGAUCAAAUGUUGCCGCUCAGCGCGGUUCUAAGGACAAGACACAACAUCAGACACAAGCGGCGAAUGCUUCCGUUACCGUUUCCAAACCGAAUGUUGGUGGGCCCGUGCCACCACUUGCACUGACGAGCACGUUGGCUUUUAUGAUGAACGGUUGUGGUAGCUCCCGCAGCGAGUUUCCAAAUCUCUCUCUUCUUUGUGAAAUCAGCGGCAGCGAGGAGGCCCCUCCCCAAGCCCCGAUGCAAAAAGUCAACUCAAACUCUGAAAAGCGUGUAGAAGCAAAAACUCAGGGUCGAAAACCCAUUCAACGGCGCCCCCGAACCCCUCCACCAGGCACACAAGCCGUACAAAGGAAAGGAAGAAGGGCUUCAGCGGAACCAUCAUUGGUUCCCCAUACGCCUCCCAAACUGGAAGAGGCGGUGAUCCCGAUAUCAAAGUUUCGUGCGCCAUCUUCCGUUGGAGAUGAUGACAUGGCCCCCACUUAUUCGCGAAACGGAGGUCAUACGGUAGCGAAACGUGUUAUUCAAUACACUGAGAAUAUACCGUUGACAAUUACUUCGUGCACUCCUGACAGCAAGCGUCGGUCAUAUGCGCGACGUUACGUUUCCCGGUUACUUAGUAGUCCCAUUGACGCCGCACACUCAAGGUACCGUGGAAAGUUUGAGAAUGCAAUCACUCACGCUCGUGGUUUUUACUCAGGAGUAACGAACAGCAAUGUAAGUUACCAUCUUGAUCCCCCAUCACUCCGAAGACAAGGUCCAGAAACCCCUAGUGUGAGUGUUUAUAAAGCGGAAAGCAAUACAAGUGAAUUUGGUGGGUCAACAGCCAAUUUAUUUCAUAGAAUCAACAGCGACUGCAAAGGAAGGAUGUCGAAAAGUUUACAUCAUUUGGAACAAGGAAAGUUGUACGGAGCAACGCGAUCCUCCUCUCUGGGCUCAAAUAUAGCGCCGUCACCGAUGGGUGGAAAUGCAUCGAGGUGUUUGUUGAGCUUACGCCGCUUGGGGGAUGUGAAGAGACGUCAGAGCGGACUUGUGUUGGUGGAAGAUCAACUUGAGAGGCAGCAGUCUCGCUUUCUAGAUUUAAUGAUAGAAGGGAAGUCCAUGCAAUUUACCGUCCGAGCUCCACAGAAGAAGAGGAAAUUUCGCUCAGGGGGGAAGGCUCAUGUGACAUAA
This is a messenger RNA of Trypanosoma brucei brucei TREU927, 1410 nucleotides long. RefSeq lists its product as hypothetical. Bases 1 to 1410 code for a protein of 469 amino acids. NCBI's taxonomy places the organism in Eukaryota, Euglenozoa, Kinetoplastea, Trypanosomatida, Trypanosomatidae. The transcript has a single exon. The record is from RefSeq and is a predicted model, not a curated record.